AGAUUGAAGAACAGUUCGAGAUUGGCACUGAAGUCGCAACUCUCGGUGUCUCCCUCUUCGUCCUUGGUUUCGCAGUUGGUAUGUCUUUCCCCUCGUGGUGGCUUUGGACCCCAAGCAUAUGGCUAACAAUCACAGGUCCCUUGCUCUGGCUCUCACGGCUUUCAGCGCAGGUAGUGCCGGUUCGCAAAACACCGCGACCCUCAUCAUCCUUCGAUUUUUUGCUGGCUCCUUUGGGUCCUCUCCCAUGACCAAUGCAGGUGGUGUCAUUGCCGAUAUGUUUGCUGCCAAGCAACGUGGUAUCGCCACGAGUCUGUUCGCUGCUGCCCCAUUCCUUGGUAGGUUUCGAUUCCCUCACUGUAGCCCCAUCGCCUGCAGCUAACAGUUGCAACGCAGGUCCCGUCUUGGGUCCGAUCAUUGGCGGCUUCCUGGGUAUGAACGCUGGAUGGAGAUGGGUGAUGGGUUUCCUGGGUGCCUUUUCCGGAGUCGUCUGGAUCAUCGGCUCGCUCACCGUCCCCGAGACAUAUGCGCCUGUCCUUCUUCGUCGCCGUGCCGAGAGAUUGAGCAAGCUCUCUGGUAAGGUGUACCAGAGCAAGCUUGACAUCGACCAAGGCAAGACGACCCUCAAGCAAGCCUUCAAAGUUGCACUGUCGCGCCCGUGGCUCUUGUUGUUCAAGGAGCCGAUUGUGUUCCUUUUGUCCCUGUACAUGGCCAUCGUCUACGGCACCCUGUACAUGUUGUUCGACGCCUACCCGAUUGUCUUUGAGGAGUACCGUGGGUGGAACCAGGGUGUUGGCAGUCUUCCCUUCUUGGGUAUCAUGGUUGGCAUGAUGGCUGCUGUCGCCUACAACAUCUUCGACAACAAGCGCUAUAUCAGGACUCAGGAGAAACACGGUGGGUUCGCUCCCCCGGAGGCCCGUCUGCCCCCAUGCAUGGUGGCGUCCUUUGCUGUUCCGAUCGGUCUCUUCUGGUUCGCAUGGACCGACGCUCCUUCGAUCCACUGGAUGGCCAGUGUCGCCGCCGGUGCUCCCUUCGGCUUCGGUCUGGUCCUGGUGUUCCUAAGCAAUCUGUCUUACCUGAUCGACACUUACACCAUCUUUGCCGCGUCCGUCCUGGCGGCCAACUCGGUGAUGCGGUCCGUCUUCGGUGCCGUGUUCCCUCUGUUCACCACCUACAUGUAUGAGAACCUGGGUAUCCACUGGGCCACCUGCAUUCCGGCAUUCUUGGCCCUCGCCUGUGUCCCGUUCCCCUUCCUGUUCUAUAAGUACGGCGCUGCGAUCCGCACUCGUUGCAAGUACGCCGCCGAGUCCGACGCCUUCAUGCGCAACAUGCUUGCGCAGUUCGCGAAGCAGCCCGAGCCCCAGGAGGAAGUCCAGGCAGAUGAGAAGUUCGACCGUACUGAGGCCCCAGCCGCUGAGGUCGACGCUGGCGACUCCGACUCGAGCACUGAACAGUUGCCCGCGGUGCACCGGAUCAACACCAAGGCCUCGACUCGUUCGGCAAAGCAGUCCCUGUACGAGGGAAGCCCGUAUGACAUCGACCGGGUGAACACCCGCGAAUCCUUCAAGCAAUAAGUCACGUUCUCCCCGGAGACGGACUCGACUUAGUCCACGAAAGGAGACAUCUUGUGAUACCUCUACUACCGACCCUGUGAAUAAUCUUAGUACUUAUUACUCCACUUCCCCCCCACUCCGACUCCUCGUUAUAGACACGAUCCGUGUCAACGCGAGAUGUGAAUGAUGGCAAGAAAGCAAAAAA
Molecule: messenger RNA, 1755 nt
Organism: Aspergillus sclerotioniger CBS 115572
Lineage: Eukaryota; Fungi; Ascomycota; Eurotiomycetes; Eurotiales; Aspergillaceae
Product: MFS general substrate transporter
Exons: 2
Coding region: 432-1571 (379 amino acids)
Biological process (GO): transmembrane transport
Molecular function (GO): transmembrane transporter activity
Source: RefSeq, a predicted model, not a curated record